This is a messenger RNA of Notolabrus celidotus (New Zealand spotty), 978 nucleotides long. It is a transcript of the gene il15l, whose product is annotated as interleukin 15, like. The coding region runs from base 351 to 782 and encodes 143 amino acids. Gene Ontology annotation, molecular function: cytokine activity; cytokine receptor binding. Gene Ontology annotation, cellular component: extracellular region. The transcript is spliced from 4 exons. NCBI's taxonomy places the organism in Eukaryota, Metazoa, Chordata, Actinopteri, Labriformes, Labridae. The record is from RefSeq and is a predicted model, not a curated record. Gene Ontology annotation, biological process: positive regulation of cytokine production; positive regulation of immune response; immune response.
CGCUUGGAGAGGAAGUAGAGGGAGCAGAGACCGAGCGCAGCUGAAACUUAAUCUCUCCAGCAGAAGAGGAGAAGGAAUGGGAGGAGUGAGGAAGUGUAAAUAGGAGGGAAAAGGAGACGAGAGUGACAGAGGGAAUCUGUAUUCUUCAGCACUACGAGACCAUUCUUGUUCUUCUGCAGAAUUUGGAAACAUAACCUCCCAGCUGUGACGGAUUUAAAGCUCAAGGCUGAUUCCUGAAAAUCCACGUGGGUUUUUUCUUCUGCAUGGAGGCUGUUAAUCAUCAGGAAGAUGCUGUUGCACGAGACAGCGGAGGAUAAUGUGACGCAAGUGGUGGUUUCGCUGGCUGCGCCAUGAUGACCGGGAGACGAGGUCUGGCGAGCGCGUGUCUGUGUUUCCUCUGUCUGCUCGCCUUGACGCAGAAACUUGCCGCCGGGAACCAGAUCAGAGGCAUCCUCAGGCAGGUCAAGACCCUCAUCAAGAAAGCCCCCAUGAGGCUGUUGGACUGCAGACUGUACACGCCCCACAUCUCAGACUACAAGAAAUGCCCCAGAUCCACAAUGCAGUGUUUUGCAGAUGAAGUCAAAGUCCUCAUUGAAGAGUGGGAAACUCUUCAAGGUGUUCGGUUUUUUCGACUGGACAGGGAGCUGGAAAACCUGGCAAAGAAGCUUAACAAGACGACUCCGGAGUGUCUUCGUUGUGAGCUUCUCCAGGAGGAAAACGCAGAAGAGUUCCUCGGACAUCUUGAAAAAACUCUUCAGAUGAUUUCUAUCUCUGGGAAAUAGUGACUCUUCUAAAGCAGGGGUACCCGGACUUUGCCAUGCCAAGGACUCUCGUAGAGCGUAAGGCUCUGGCAGGGAACCCCUGGGACCACCCUCACCGUGCAAAAUUUCUUGGACAGAAUGAUGGAAAAUAUCAAAAAGUGAAUGUAAAACUUCUUCAUGUGUCCAUGUUUGAAUAACAAGCACUAAACUCGUUUCA